This is a messenger RNA of Caenorhabditis elegans, 973 nucleotides long. It is a transcript of the gene R05C11.4, whose product is annotated as Protein shisa-9. Bases 6 to 602 code for a protein of 198 amino acids. The record is from RefSeq and is marked reviewed. The transcript has 5 exons. NCBI's taxonomy places the organism in Eukaryota, Metazoa, Nematoda, Chromadorea, Rhabditida, Rhabditidae.
AAAAAAUGCGGUGGCACAACUUAUUAUUAUUUCUGAUAUUCCUCAGAUGCUCCACAGGAUUAGUAUGUCCAAUACCAGCAGCCACGCCAGGAGGUUCGUUACGCAAUAAAACAUGUCCCGACUUCAAAGCCAAUCCGACAUUUGUUCAUUGCUGUGCUUCAAAACUACCGCCAACCAACACAUUGUUGAAAGAAAAACACGGAGUUUAUUGCUGUUCGUUGGAGGAUUUCGAGAAGGAAAAACAAGACAUGGCGAAUCAGGAACUCAGGAAUUUCUUGAAAGACUACCUGGCACUAAUCAUCUUUGGCUCAGUACUUGUCAUUUCUCUACUGGUAAUUGUGACAGCAAUAGUUUGCAAAAAGAUUCCCGGGUGUCCAAUGUAUCAGAGUAUUCAUAUGAUAACUCGAUCGAAUGAGUCACCAUCUGCGCUCUACCGUCCGGUAGAUCAAAUUCCGCCAAAAAUGUACGAGGCACCGCCUCCCUACGAGUGUUUUGUACCCCCGCCGGUGGUUGCCACGUCAUCAACGGAUAAUAACGAAUGGAAUUGCAUACUGGAAAAUGAGGUAAACGGAUCCCGUAGGACACCUCCUCAAAUCUCCUAAUCUUCCUUUUUUUUUCUAAAAAAUUAUAAAAAAAAUCCUCUCUUCAAAUUUAACGGGUCUUGACACGAAGUACUCUCACAUUUUAGCAUGUUUUUUUUAAUGUAAGAUAUUGAAUUCCCCGCCCCCCGGAUCAUUUGCUCAAUUUCUUCUAUGAAUUUAUUGAUUUUUUUUCAAUCACCCGGCUUCUUCAAUUUUUCUGUAUUUUUGUGAUUUUUUUCGAAUUUUUUGGUUAAAAAUUCAUCAUUAUUCGGUGCUUUUUCUCAUGUGCUUCUUUCAAAAUUCUUCCAUGUUUGUUGGAAUAUAUGGAAUUUUUAUGUAAAAAUCUUCGAUCUCUGCGCUUUUUGCUUCAAUAAAAAAAUUUAAUACCGCGG